Messenger RNA from Sclerotinia trifoliorum, 1662 nucleotides. NCBI's taxonomy places the organism in Eukaryota, Fungi, Ascomycota, Leotiomycetes, Helotiales, Sclerotiniaceae. The record is from the annotation of a GenBank genome assembly.
AAUUCCCAUUUACAACAAUCAAAGAGUGUAAAUAACUUCACAAAUCAGUAUUCAUCAUGGCGUCGUCCGGAGGCAUCUGGGCACCUGUAGCCGUGAGGAUGCUAAAGUAAGCUACUCCCAAAUUCAACUUUCUUCACGGGAAAACCCAAUGUCCCCCUUGCCGUCAAUGCAAUAUAGAUUCUAACAUCUAUUACAGGAGUGUAGUUCAACGAACUACGAAACUCAUUAAAUUACGACUCAAAGAUGUUACCAACAAACCUGUCACAGCAGAGCUUCAACCAAUUUUCGUAAGAAGCUCACCUCGUCAUCCCAUUCAUCCAGCGGCCCUCCUCCGUCAAAACAAGGGACGAUGGUACACAACCCAAAGUGCUGUCAAUUCCGCUGUACGUCGUUUUAUGAGCACCAAUGGACAAGCAAUUAAAUAUGACCGUGCUUUAUUCCCAAAAUCAAACACCGCAACCGCUGUAUCACGUCUCACAGCACGAGCUCCAUUUGCCUCAACUCUCCGACCAAACUUAACUGGUGGAGCUCUCCCUAGAACAGCAGGAGGUUAUACAUUAGGAGGUGGAAGAGCAGGUGCUCGAUACUUUUCCCAUACACCUGCCGCCCCAGCACAAGUCAUUAACAAUGUCUCACAAGCUGUCCGAGCAUUCUUCCUUUCUGGUCAAAAAGCUCAAUUCGAUGGUAUGACUCCUAUGGGCGAGAAACGCUAUAGAGCGGUUUCUUCGCUUCAAGAGGAAACAGCCCGCAAGAUUCAAUCUGUUUCCAGAGUUACCCCAGGCUCCUAUAUCGAUUUCUCUGUCAACCCAACUGUCACUGCUCUAUCCCCUCUCGCCGCAGCUCUUCCCUUCGGAACUCAAAAAAUGUCACAAGCUGCUCCAUCUCUCAACACAUCCGGCUUCCUCGACAUUCUCUCCGUCGAUUUCUCCCGUGCUCUAAAAGAUCUCGCGGCAACAAUGAACGACCUUAAAAAACUGUCCUCUCUUGGCGAUCUUCCAAUAACCCUUGAAAACAAUCACAUCCUGCGAGUCCGGUUUCCUGGUUGCGAUGCCGAAUCUGUAGAGCGCCUCUGCGAUGAAGUCGGCGUGCAACGAGGAAUCAUAUAUCAAGAUGCCGAUUUCGAUGACGCUGUUGGAACACAGAUGGCUCUUCUAUUCCCUUUCGCCCCUACCGAAGCAGCAUCGCCCUCGUACCCUCAAUCUCAUUGUCUACAAACUAGUUCCCCUUCUCCCGACCAAGAUGAAUAUGAAGAUAUUCUGGAAGAAUUCUCGGAAAAUCCCUGGAUUGAAGAUUAUGGAACGAUGGAAGAAGAUAUCAGCGAAAGCGGUUCGGCAUAUUUUACAAAGAUCAGCGAACAUCAAUCUGUAUCAGAGGAAUAUGAGGGUUUAGAAGGAAUAUACAAGUUCCUUGAAGAAUGUGAUGCAAGGAGGCCUUAGAUUUGGGCCUUCUACUUAUCUACUGGUGGCUUACUUGCCUAUUUUCCUUUUGUCAUAUUGGGCCAUUGAUUUUUGUGGAUGCGUUUUGAGCGUGAGCGUGAGCGUGAGUUGUGCAAAGAUGGAUGAUGAUCUACACUCACUCCUUAAACAUUGAAUUUGGGAUUUAGGAUUUCCUUACAGCUUUUAUACCAUUUUAAAUUACAUACAAAAAAUUGAUACCACGCGA